Messenger RNA from Pipistrellus nathusii (Nathusius's pipistrelle), 1050 nucleotides. Lineage: Eukaryota; Metazoa; Chordata; Mammalia; Chiroptera; Vespertilionidae. The record is from the annotation of a GenBank genome assembly.
AUGCCGUACGAGAUCAAGAAGGUGUUCGCCAGCCUCCCCCAGGUGGAGAGGGGCGUCUCCAAGAUCCUCGGCGGCGACCCCAAGGGCAAUAAUUUCCUCUACACCAACGGGAAGUGCGUCAUCCUCAGGAACAUCGAUAACCCGGCCCUUGCUGACAUCUACACGGAGCAUGCCCACCAGGUGGUGGUGGCCAAGUACGCGCCCAGCGGAUUCUACAUCGCCUCUGGAGAUGUGUCCGGGAAGCUGCGGAUCUGGGACACCACACAGAAGGAGCACCUCCUCAAGUACGAGUACCAGCCUUUCGCUGGGAAGAUCAAGGACAUUGCUUGGACGGAAGACAGUAAGAGGAUCGCCGUAGUCGGGGAAGGAAGGGAGAAGUUUGGAGCCGUCUUCCUGUGGGACAGCGGCUCUUCUGUGGGCGAGAUCACGGGGCACAACAAAGUCAUCAACAGCGUGGACAUCAAGCAGACCAGGCCGUACCGGCUGGCGACGGGCAGUGACGAUAACUGUGCCGCCUUCUUCGAGGGGCCACCGUUCAAGUUCAAGUUUACCAUUGGCGACCACAGCCGCUUCGUCAACUGCGUGCGCUUCUCCCCUGACGGGAACAGGUUUGCUACGGCCAGCGCUGACGGCCAGAUACACAUCUACGACGGGAAGACGGGAGAGAGCGUGUGCACCCUAGGCGGGGGCAAGGCUCACGACGGAGGCAUCUAUGCUAUUAGUUGGAGUCCUGAUAGCACUCAUUUGCUUUCUGCUUCCGGAGACAAAACCUCGAAAAUUUGGGACGUCAACGUGAACUCGGUCGUCACCACGUUCCCCAUGGGCUCCAACGUCCUGGACCAGCAGCUGGGCUGCCUGUGGCAGAAGGACCACCUGCUCAGCGUCUCCCUGUCCGGGUACAUCAACUACCUGGACAAGAACAAUCCCAGCAAACCCCUGCGGGUCAUCAAGGGUCACAGCAAAUCAAUCCAGUGCCUGACGGUGCAUAAAAACGGCGGCAAGUCCUACAUCUACUCCGGGAGCCACGACGGACACAUCAAUAUCCUUUGA